Molecule: messenger RNA, 1148 nt
Organism: Rhizophagus irregularis DAOM 181602=DAOM 197198
Lineage: Eukaryota; Fungi; Glomeromycota; Glomeromycetes; Glomerales; Glomeraceae
Source: RefSeq, a predicted model, not a curated record
AAAAUAAUCUUAUAUUUAAUAUGUUUAAAAAACGCUCGGAAAGUUCAGAAAGCUCGGGAAAAACACCGAAAAAACCAACGGAAAAAUCAACGGAAAAAUUAUCAAACUCAUCUGAUACCUUGAGCAAAAUGGGGGAAAUUGCUGUUGAAGUUGGCGGAGCAGCAGCUGGAAUGGUCGAUACUUUAAAAAACAAUCUUCCAAGCGGCAGUACUACUCAAGCAUUCUUUAAAACCGCAGGAGAUAUAGCCGAAGCUGUUACUCCUUUCCUACCUCUUGUGGGACUUGUGGGUACUUUAACAAAGGAAAUUGUAGAAGCAUAUGAUAAUGUUCAAUAUAAUAAAAAAACCUGUAGUGCAUUAGUCAAUCGAGUUGAAGCUGCUGAAUUUUCUAUUAAAGCAUUGAUGAGACAAAAAGAAGAGAAUCUUAAAAAUUUUAAGGAUCAAAAUUAUUAUCAAACUUUUGUAAGAUUUACAAAUUGUCUAAAACAAAUUAAGAAAUUAUUUGAAGAUAUUUCUCAAUUACCUAAAUUUAAAAAAUUUGUUUCGAGUGCAAAUAUUAAAGAAAGGUUUAAAGAGAAUAUUGAAGAAUUUAAUAAUUGCUCUAAUGAUUUAAAUUUAUCAAUUUCUAUCGCUACACAAGAUCAAUUGGAUAAGGAUUUGGCAAUUUUACAUGAAGAUAUGAUUGAAAUGAAUAAGUUUUUACAUAAGAUUGAAGGUGGUAUCACAGUUACAGUUGAUAAUACCGAAACAAUCAUGAACAAAUUGGAAAUCCAAAACAAUGAAAUAAAAAUAAUAGUUGAAAAUGUUAUAGAACAAAAUAAACGGCUUAUAGAAAUGAAUGAAAAACUCGAUGAAGACAGAGAUAAAACGAUCAAAUUCACAUCUCUUAAUAGAGUAAUUGAUACUAUUUCCUUACUUAAUAAACAAGUAAAUGAACAAGACUCAACAGUAGUGGUUACAGCCAAAGAUAUUAAAGCUUCAGAACUCCAAGAUCCUCUAAGAUAUGUAAAACCACGUCAAGGUAGCAGAGUAAAAAUUCAAAAAAAAAUUUAUAAUGCAUUGGAAGUGGCUUGUAAACCUAUUUCUGUAGACAAUAUUCAAAAAACUAAAAAGCACCUUGCUAUCUUGGAAAAAUUGGAUGCUUGCCCA